Molecule: messenger RNA, 678 nt
Organism: Cryphonectria parasitica EP155
Lineage: Eukaryota; Fungi; Ascomycota; Sordariomycetes; Diaporthales; Cryphonectriaceae
Exons: 2
Coding region: 1-678 (225 amino acids)
Biological process (GO): RNA processing
Cellular component (GO): cytoplasm; nuclear exosome (RNase complex)
Molecular function (GO): RNA binding
Source: RefSeq, a predicted model, not a curated record
AUGGCAGCGACCGCCUCGAUCGUGCUGCCAGGCCAGCUCCUCGGCCCCGCCAACAGAUAUCGCCCCGGCCCAGGCGUGCAUCUCCACGAGUCCAACCUGUACAGCUCCCUCCUCGGCGCAGUUAUUGUCUCUGAGCCCGACUCCUCUUCGAAGUCGUCGGCAACGAACAGAGGUCCCGCAAAGCGGCUGACCAAGAUCACGGCUUCCCUCCACAGCAGCAGCGGUACUGGCGCCGCGGCAAGCGAGCUCCCCACCAUCUCAGUCAGCCGCUCCGUGACGCCCAAGAGGCAGCGUGAGGUCCUGCCACAGGUCGGGAACGUGGUGCUGUGCCGUGUCACGCGCAUCACCCCACGCCAGGCCGUCGCUUCCAUCCUGGUCUGCGGCGAGACGGUCCUGGAAGCCGAGUGGCAGGGCGUAAUCCGCGUGCAGGACGCGCGGGCCACAGAGAAGGAUCGGGUCAAGGUUUAUGAGAGCUUCAGGCCGGGGGACAUUGUGCGGGCCUCGGUGAUCUCCCUUGGUGACCAGGCAAAUUAUUAUUUGUCUACGGCGAGCAACGAGUUUGGCGUCAUUAUGGCGGUUAGUGAGGCUGGCAAUGCCAUGUACCCGGUCUCGUGGAAGGAAUACAAGGAUCCGGAAACCGGACUGAGCGAGGCGAGGAAGGUCGCGAAGCCGUACUGA